CAUUCUCUCCCUCCCCACUUCUCUCUCGUGGCGACAGCGACGAGCCGACGACUGUGCGGCCGUCGCUGCCACUCUACUCGCCAGUUGCCCGGAUCUUCUUCGUCCCCUUGGAAAUCGACGGCCACAACCAGGGCAAACAGGAAGUUUCGCAAGGAUGCCCUGGUGCACGAUUGAUGAGUCUGACCCUGGUGUUUUCACCGAGCUGAUUCAGCAAAUGCAAGUGGAAGGUGUACAGACCAGUAUAUGGCUAAUUUUUCUCUCCAAGUGGAUAUCUGGGGAGAAGGAUGAACGGCAUGUUGUCAGAGAUCCUAAUCCGUACCUUUUCUUUGCACACCAAGUCAUCAGUAACGCAUGUGCUACUCAAGCUAUUCUCUCAGUUAUCAUGAACCGCCCUGAAAUUGACGUCUGUCCAUAAUUAUCCCAAUUGAAGGGCU
This is a messenger RNA of Zea mays, 434 nucleotides long. Its product is annotated as ubiquitin carboxyl-terminal hydrolase 2. Bases 155 to 415 code for a protein of 86 amino acids. The record is from RefSeq and is a predicted model, not a curated record. Gene Ontology annotation, cellular component: cytoplasm. NCBI's taxonomy places the organism in Eukaryota, Viridiplantae, Streptophyta, Magnoliopsida, Poales, Poaceae. Gene Ontology annotation, biological process: ubiquitin-dependent protein catabolic process; protein deubiquitination. Gene Ontology annotation, molecular function: cysteine-type deubiquitinase activity. The transcript has 5 exons.